This is a messenger RNA of Mercenaria mercenaria, 1312 nucleotides long. RefSeq lists its product as uncharacterized. The record is from RefSeq and is a predicted model, not a curated record. The transcript is spliced from 5 exons. NCBI's taxonomy places the organism in Eukaryota, Metazoa, Mollusca, Bivalvia, Venerida, Veneridae. Bases 152 to 769 code for a protein of 205 amino acids. Gene Ontology annotation, molecular function: copper ion binding; superoxide dismutase activity. Gene Ontology annotation, biological process: removal of superoxide radicals.
UGUUGCAAGUAAUUGGUGAUUAAACAAUUUGUCUUCAUAGGCCUGAGAAUUUGAUUUACAUUUGUUAUUAAUUUUGCUCGGUAAAUAAAAGCAUGCAUUGCGCGGUAAAAUAUUGUGCAUGAAUGAAACGGAUUUUGAGAUAUAGACUAAUAUGGCUUCGUCUGUUUUUGUGUUGCUGUCGGGACUUCAAAUUUUGUCCCUUGCAGGCUAUAUCUAUUGUCAGUGGGGAUGGGAAUUACCGUCCCGGUAUAGGUGCGUAGAACGCCCGGUGCAAGCGGUAUGCAGACUAGCAGCUAAUCCAAAUCUACCUCUCUAUCCGGAUAUAUCGGGCAUUAUCGUGUUCACACAAAGAAUUACAUGUUAUGGACACUACUCCUUACAAACAAAGAUCAGUAUAUCGGGUUUGCCGGCGGACGGAAACUGGACGUAUCACGGACUUCAUAUCCACCAGUCAGGAGACAUGUCCAAUGGUUGCGAGUCCAUGGGUCCGCACUUUAAUCCAUAUGGGACGACCCAUGGUUCUCAAAGGGACCCGUCAAAUCGGCGUCACGUAGGUGACUUUGGUAACGUAGUAAAGGACCCGUAUGGUAACAUACAGGGAGCAGUAUUUGACAAUUUAGCUAGUCUUGUGGGUAGAACGUCAAUUCUCCGUCGCGGAGUUGUGUUGCACGAGGGCGAGGAUGAUCUCGGGCGUGGCCUUAACGAGGAAAGUUUACGCACGGGGAACGCUGGUAGAAGACUGGCCUGCUGUUUUAUACAAUCAUUGUAAAAUGCGACUUAAACCAUAGUCCGCGGGCGGAGUACGGGAAUAAAACAGUUUCAAAUUGCAACGCACCUGUUUAAUCUAACUAAUUUUUUGUACAUAACAUUGUUUAAAGUCAUUGUAACGUGUAAUGUGAUUGAAAACUGCACCGGAAAAUAACAACAAGGUAAUAAUCAAUCAGCGACAUGAAAGGACGUCGCCAAAUAAAACAAGAGACUGAUGCAUGCUAAGAUAUUUUUUCGUGCAUUUACACAAAGGCAUAUUUUAAAGAAUUAAAUAUCUAAUAUUUACAUAAUGCACCCUGUCCACACACGUUUUAAGUUUAUGCUGAUAUUUCAAAGUGUUUGUACUCAUAGAAACCACACUUUUGGUGAAUAAAGUAUAACAAGAGUCGGAUGCCUUUGUUAUUCGUGGAGUGAACUUGUAGAAAAAAUAUUGCGUAGGAACAGUUUGCUGUAUUUUCAAUAUUUGACGUAUUUAACAAUUUUAAGAACAAAAAGUUCAGUACCAACAGAUAUUAUAUAAAUCACACGUACGUAGAACAUUUUC